Molecule: messenger RNA, 2182 nt
Organism: Lytechinus variegatus (green sea urchin)
Lineage: Eukaryota; Metazoa; Echinodermata; Echinoidea; Temnopleuroida; Toxopneustidae
Product: potassium channel subfamily K member 9-like
Exons: 2
Coding region: 1-927 (308 amino acids)
Biological process (GO): potassium ion transmembrane transport; stabilization of membrane potential
Cellular component (GO): membrane
Molecular function (GO): potassium ion leak channel activity
Source: RefSeq, a predicted model, not a curated record
AUGGAAACAGUAGACACACAGCUGGAAACAAUAUUCGACACACGUCGACACAUGUCGAAGGAGCAGAGAAGUAGAGAAAAUGAGAAAAACGAUAAGGGCUAUGGACAUUCGGCACCCUUGACAAUCGGUGGAAAGAUCUUCUGCAUGAUCUACGCUCUUGUCGGGAUCCCUCUCAAUUUAGUCAUGUUCCAGAGUGUCGGAGAACGACUUAACGUCUUCAUGGGUUUUGGCGUCAAGAAAAUCAAGAAAUGCCUGCGAUUCAAGAAAUGCUCUGUUUCCCAUACGGAACUCGUUAUCAUAGGAGGCAUCGCAAACGUCAUCAUCACCGUGUCAGGGGCUGUGGCAUUCGUUCACUUUGAAAAAUGGGGAUUUGUAGAAGCCUUUUAUUACGUCAUAAUAACGCUAACGACUGUUGGGUUUGGCGACUAUGUCGCCUUGCAGAAGGAUAACGACAUUCAGCAGAGACCGCAAUAUGUGUUCUUUAGCAUUAUCUACAUAUUGGUGGCUUUGGUAGUGUUAGCCUCAGUUAUGAAUUUGCUUGUGCUACGGUUAUUGACGCUUAACACCGAGGAUGAGAGGAGAGAGGCACAGGAGCAGGAACUCGCAAUGAGACAGAGUGGUCAUGAAUUGAAUCACAUAGAUUCGCACAUGAACUUCUUUAAUCACAACCACGCGCGAGGACCGUUACUCGCGAAGGGGGAACAUCGGGCGUUCUGCUCGACGUGCAGUUGCAACAGCAAGGCGCCGCAUAGAACUAAUCCUGAUUCAUACGCGGUGGACUUCAGUAUCGAUGCGAAGGGAGUUUACGGUAACAACUUUAAUCCGCAUACAACGCCUGCUGUUUAUAACACAUUGUAUUCUGACGACGCCGAAGUGUUCGAGCAAUUUUUAUGUACAGACAGAACAGGCAAACGGGCAUCGAUAUGAGUCACGUGAUUUCAUGACUUAAGCCAGACGUUUACAAGCGCAUGAAUGUUUUUGCUAGAUAAACAAGUAUGGAAAUUAUAAAACUUCUCUUCUUUUCUUGCAACAGUCGUAUGUAUACAUAUUUAACAUAAGUACUACUAAGUGGAAAGCUUUAUCAUACUACGUGUUUUGUACAUUUCCAUAGACGUAUACCAUGCACAAACUUGCCUUUGUUUCUUUCGUGCGUAUACAUGUACCUUGUUUUAUGCACGUUUAAAAAAACAAGAGUGCUUUCACUGUUCAGAUGUCUCUGAUGCAAGAAGAUUUCCCUUGAUUUCGUAGAAAAACAAACACGUGACAUGCUCACUUAUGUCACCCAGUUCCCUUUGCGAUGUGUGCACUUUGAUUAAAGGUAUUUUCGAAAGAUUUGAAACGUCAAAAGCAUUAUACCGUGACAAACCUCCAAGCUUAUUGUCAUCCCAUCAUAAGGAAUAGCUUUCGAACGGGCUGUUACCAAAAUAUACUGUUUAAGUUGGCACUUUUUAUUCAAAACACUUAAUACCUCUUCCGUAUAAUUACUUUUUGCACAUUGUUCGGGGCGUGAACGCGAGAAUCCUGUCCAACCCAGAGUGUUCAGGAUAUGUCAGUAAUGUUGUAAGCACAUGCCGUCAUCGAUUCUUCCAUUUUGUAGACGACGUGGAUAAGUUUGAUGUUUGCCUUACCAUCAUGUCGUCAUCACGUAGUAAUUGCAAUCAGGUUUGAGUCAUUGGUAUAAUUAAAUUAUGCUAGUUGCCAAGGCCGAGAGAGGAAUUCAUUGUGUUUCGUUGAAAAGCAAGAGGUGAUGGCCCGUGAACCCUGUCUAUGCUUGGCCUAUACGAAAGACCACUGGAGCCUUCAAGUGGAACCAUCCACCAUCAUGACCAUCCUAGAAUCUCGGUAUCUUUGAGACAUCGGUUUCCUUCAAAGAAACGAUUCUCGUGUCAAAGUGUGUCCGUCACUCUCUCCUGAGCGAAAAUGGAAAUCACUGUUUUAGCUCGGAGGAUGACUAAUAUGCCGAAUAUUUACACAUUUAUCAUUUUAAUGGUGUUUAUGUGUUUAUGACUUCACCACUGACUGAUAAUAGAUGUCUUGUAACUUUUCCCAUUGAAUUUAUUUUCAAGUUCUUACCUCAUUUUUGUUUUACAUGCAAAAUACGAGGAUGGUUUAAUGGUGAAUUCAAACUUGAAACUCUCACACAAAUAAUUUUCUGUGCAUCAGCAUAGAAAAAUGACUUAAG